Messenger RNA from Ipomoea nil (Japanese morning glory), 560 nucleotides. RefSeq lists its product as uncharacterized. The record is from RefSeq and is a predicted model, not a curated record. NCBI's taxonomy places the organism in Eukaryota, Viridiplantae, Streptophyta, Magnoliopsida, Solanales, Convolvulaceae. The transcript has a single exon. Bases 158 to 532 code for a protein of 124 amino acids.
UGGAGUUAGUCACCCAAUUAUCAUCCCUACACUUUCUAGUCUCCAAGUGGUUGAAAUUUAGGUCAAUCUCCACCACACAUAAAUACAACAUCAUUCAUAUGCCGCACUUAUUGUUCAUUUAAGGAAUUGAAAUUUGAAACCGAUUCAAUUUAUUACUAUGAGUUUCGCUUUGUUCAUCAACUCCAUGUUGCAGAGGCUGUUCUCCGUUCCCAGGUUGCCUUUGCUGUUCUACGCCGCGUCGUGGACCACCGUCUUGACCGUCACGGUGGCGCUCGCCUCCUUCACGCCGGAGCUGGCUUUCGUCUCCGCUAUUACUCCGGCUUCCUCCUUCUCCGCGCCGUGCGCCUCCUCGUCGUCCGUCAGGAUUCCGUUGGACGUUCCGUCCGAGGUGUUCUGUUUUCCGGCGCAGCUCUUCAGGAAGUCGAAGAUGGACCUGGUCGUGCCGCCGAUCUUCGCGGCGGUCGUCGUGGCUGCCUCCGCUUAUGUUGUCAAGGCUCUGGCCCUCUGGGAGUCUGCUCAUCAAGGAGAUUGAACCACACUCAUUAUUAUUAUUUUUUUAA